ACCCACUCGCAGUGCCCACUCCUGGAGGUGGUGCUCGCGCGAGGAGAGUCGGCUCUCGGCACUUGACAUGGCGGCAGCGGCGGUGACUGCAGCGACGAGAGGGAAUGGGGCCGGCGGGGGCCGGGCCGGGGCCGGCGAAGCCAGCGGCUCACGGAAGAAGAAGGGCCCGGGGCCUCUGGCCACGGCGUAUCUGGUCAUCUACAAUGUGGUGAUGACCGCGGGGUGGCUCGUUAUAGCAGUUGGCCUGGUCAGAGCAUACCUGGCUAAGGGUAGCUAUCAUAGCCUUUAUUAUUCCAUUGAAAAGCCUUUGAAAUUCUUCCAAACUGGAGCCUUGUUGGAGAUUUUACAUUGUGCAAUAGGAAUUGUUCCAUCUUCUGUUGUCCUGACUUCUUUCCAGGUGAUGUCAAGAGUUUUUCUAAUCUGGGCAGUAACACAUAGCGUCAAAGAGGUACAGAGUGAAGACAGUGUCCUCCUGUUUGUUGUCGCCUGGACAAUCACAGAAAUUAUCCGUUACUCCUUUUACACAUUCAGUCUUUUAAACCAUCUGCCUUACCUCAUCAAAUGGGCCAGGUACACACUUUUCAUUGUGCUGUACCCAAUGGGAGUGUCGGGAGAGUUGCUCACAGUAUAUGCUGCUCUGCCCUUUGUCAGACAGGCUGGCCUGUACUCCAUCAGUUUGCCGAACAAAUACAAUUUCUCCUUUGACUAUUACACAUUCCUGAUUCUGAUGAUGAUCUCCUACAUUCCAAUUUUCCCCCAGUUAUACUUCCACAUGAUACACCAGAGAAGAAAGGUCCUUUCUCAUACCGAAGAACACAAGAAAUUUGAGUAGCUCUUGCUUCCUGCACCACCACCCCCAGCAACAAACUUUCCAAUGAUAAAAAAAAAAAAAAAAUGCUGCAAACUUUUUCAGUUCCCAAUACGUUUCAUAAAAUAUGAGUAAGAACUAUUUUUAAAAUACUAAAAAAAAAACAAAAACCAAAAUCCAGUGUCACAUGGGCCUGGGAUUUUAUAAAACACGAAAAACAAAAGCUGUUAACAUAAAACAUCCUGGCCGGUCCAUUUCAGCAUGCUCUUUCAACCAGAGGUUCCCAAUAUUUAUGAUGGCGCUGGAAAGGGAUUUGGCAUUUUAUAUCCUCCUGUUUCCUUCCUGUGUCUGAUAAGUAAAGAUCCGUAACACUAAAUACUUGCGCGUUACAGUCUGAGUGAUGAAGUUGUACCCACUGAAUGCCCAGCUUGCAGCAGUUACGUUUCAGUCUGCAGUGUGUUUCGCAUUCCCUCUCCAAGUGCUUGACCGCAUGCUGGAAGCCAUUUGUUCUCUGGAAUGCCCUGAAGUUAUGGCUGGGCCCUUCCCCCUCCUGUCUAGUGGAUGAAUUAUACAAUGUAUAUGUCCGUGAAACUCUGGGAUAGUGCCUGUAAUCAGAAAACAACUAGAACCCCUUUCGUUUGUUUUCAGUUGAGUCAUUACUGCCUGCCACUAGGAAAUAUGCUUGAGUUUACUAAGUAUGUGUAUAUCGUAGAGAAAAGCUACCUUAUCUGGGGCUCAGCCUCCAUCACAUUUUAACAGAAUGGCAGUCCUCAGAAAGGGAAAGCUCAGUCACCAGUUAAUGACAAGACAAUUCCCAGAACACCACCGAGUAAGGUGUUUGCCAAGAGCUGUUCUCACUUAGGGACCUGAAGCCAAUCUAAUUGCAUGGGAGUAGAGACUUCGGUUGUUGAAAGCACAUGGAAGGCAUUACUUGAGAAGUGGAACCUGGACGGACAUUGGAGAAUAGGCUUAGACACCCUUAUUAUUUUAUUUUUACAUUUUCAUUCAACUCUUCUGUUUGACUCCAUUUCCUAAUUAUGGCUCUAUGUAAUCCCCACCAAGUUGGAAGUCCAGAGGCAGUGAAAUGUUCCAGUUGGGCAGUCAUGAGCUAAAAGUAGUAUCGUCCCCACAUUUUGGAGCAGCCAAGAAACACUUUGGUCAUAUGGACAUUGUCUAAUUAACAUCAUGUUUUCAUAUGUUAAUUGCUAAAUGUGCAUUUAAGACUCUUUAAGAAAGGGUUGGAUGAAAAUAUAAAGCCCAAGUUCAGGCCUGCUUUAGAUCUUAAACACACAAUGUUCUUUGUGGAAAGAUCAUCCCUUUUUUUUUUUUUUAAUUGGUUGCUCUUUAAAAGUCUAGCUUACUACCUUACUGACUGGUUAUCAAUUAAAAUAUAAUUGCUAAUAUUAGAAGAGUAUCAUAUGGAAAACUAAUUUUGAAAUGUUUAUUUUCAUGGAAGCUUGAAAAUUAAGAAAAAAAUGAAGAAAAUACGUAGCCUAAAAUUUAAUGCAGACAGAUACGUAAUAGAUUAUUUUUGAAUUGAACAUGAAAAUUCUGCUUCUUAAAGUCAGCACUCUUAACUUGGGCAUGUUAAGAUUAGAGUAUUCUUGUACUUGAUAAACAAAAUGUGAGGGAAAGAUUAUUUUUCGUGCUUUUUCUCUUUUUAUUUUUCCAAAAUGUAUUUCUACUAUAAAAUAGAAUCGAUUUGGGUGAUAGUAGCCUUAUUACUUAAUUUGGGUAAGAUUUUUUUUCAUUUGUUUGGGGAAUAGUUAUAGAAGAUAGGAUGAGAAAUACAGGCUUGCCAGGAUUGCUGGAUUGGGGGUUUUAUUCAGCCGUCUGUAUUAUAAUUUGUCCCUGUUUAUGGAAAACAGUGUCCCAAAUAGUGGGAUUGCAUCACCUUGAACUUCGGCAACAAGAAUGCGGUGAACAACUCCCCUCUUAAAAAGGGUCUCAACCGGUGUGCAUUUUGGUCCAUCAACGUUUAAAAUGCUCAUUGCAGAUAAAGAAGGCAUGUCGCCCUGUCCUCUAGUCAUCUCUCUCGGUAACUGGUUUCUUUAUCUCUUAACGUGGAUUCAUUUCUCUUUGGAAGUGGUGGCGUUCUUUGAUGAAUUGAGAACAUCCAACCCCACCAGGUGCCACAGCUUCUUAUGAAGUAUGAAUGAAGAGGGUGGUGUCAGGGUGGGUAUUUUGUCAGAUUGACUGUUUUCAUUUCAGGGCACAGUCAAAGGCAUCCUCGGCCCACCUCCCACCCCCACCUGAUUGGGUGUUUCAGAUCCCCCCCCUCCGGGGACCACCUUCUGACAGAAUUCUUUGAGGUACGAGGUAGUGCUUUGUAGACACAAGCUGCUCAUUUGCAUCUUGCUGUGUUCUGUUUGCUAAGGUUGGGGUCAUUCAUUUAACACAUACUGACGAUUAUGAAAGGCACCAUGGAGAGUUAGUCAUGGAAUAAAAGCACAUCCUCCCUGACGGAAACGUUCCUCUGGAGCCAGCUUCCGGCAGGAAGGGUUUAGAAGAUGUAGCAUUGAGGCAUGUGAAGAGAUUGUGCCCUCACUUCCACUUGUGUUUUUGGUUAUUCACUUGUAAUGAAAGGUUGGCAGUGAUGUGGUACAACCUGCAAAUUAUUUUCAGUUCUGAGUUUCAGAUAAAACAUUUUAAGACAAAAAUCAGUACAUACUGCUCCUUUGAAAUUUGGGUAAAAAAUUAUACAACCGUAUAUAUAGUCAUUUUUAUAUUUUUUCUAUGUUGUGAAAACCAAAAUUGUAAUUUUAUAAGUCUUUGAUUCACUAAAAUUAUAUAAUUUAAAUGUAUUUUUUGUAUAUUUAGAAAUAAGGAGUUCAAAGACUAUGCUUAACUUUCUAUGCAUGCAUUUGGAAGCUGUUUUUACCUGAUAAUGUUAACGUAGUAAUAAGUUGUAUUCAUAAAAUACUGAUCUGUGUUGCAUUUCAAAAUAAACUGGUAUGUGCUCUGCCUGGAUUUGAA
Phacochoerus africanus (Common warthog) is the source of this 3784-nucleotide messenger RNA. It is a transcript of the gene HACD2, whose product is annotated as 3-hydroxyacyl-CoA dehydratase 2. The record is from RefSeq and is a predicted model, not a curated record. Bases 68 to 832 code for a protein of 254 amino acids. Gene Ontology annotation, cellular component: endoplasmic reticulum membrane. Lineage: Eukaryota; Metazoa; Chordata; Mammalia; Artiodactyla; Suidae. Gene Ontology annotation, biological process: fatty acid elongation; sphingolipid biosynthetic process; very long-chain fatty acid biosynthetic process. The transcript is spliced from 7 exons. Gene Ontology annotation, molecular function: 3-hydroxyacyl-CoA dehydratase activity.